AGUUCCCUUAUUCGGGGGCUGUGCAGCUAAAUAUCCCUUAGUCUCUGGGAACUGAGGUGGGGUUGGACUUUCACACUCCUGCCUUGACCACAUUUGUCAAUUUUGCUCCAAAAUACUUGCAAAUUAUCACUCCUUUUCAACAUCCCUUGGAGCAGUUGCUGCCAUUUUUUGAAUCUGGAAGCUUGUGCCUUGUUCUCUGCAGCUGUGGUGCCCAGCCUAGCCCCUUAAGUUUUAUGUUAGUCCUGGUCAAGAAAAUAGGUACGGGGCUGGACAGUUGGCCGUCUCUGGCUAAGGCCAGUGACAACCCUACUUUUGACCUCUGGCCUGGAAUGCUUGGCAGUCAAGUACAGGCCCCAUGACUCCAGGCAAAGGGGUGGGGCCUGGACUGGCACUGUGGGGAAGGCUUGACGAAAGUGACCAUUUACAGCCCUGAACUUCAGCUCUUGGACGCCUGGCUGGAGGUUGGCUGUCCUGCUUCCUGUGACCUUGGCUUGAGCAGAGAAGGGCCCAGGGGGCACUUGGCACUGUCUCCUUAUCCACGCUGUUUACCUUCAUCGCUCCUCUGUCAUUUCUACCCCACCCUCUACUGCCCUAAACUGCUUCCUGGGCGAGAACUGUUUGGCUUUUUCCUGUCACGGGGUUGGGGGAGGGGGUGUUCACUGUCGCAGCCCUUGGCCUUUGGGGGAUAUGGAGCCCAGGAGGGCGGCGCCUGGGGCGCAUGGCUGGGGUCCUCGAGUGGCCGCUGGGUCAGCGACAGCCGCGGAGCUCGUGUACCAUCUAGCGGGAGCCCUGGGCACUGAACUGAAGGAGCUGGCUCGCCGCUUCGGGCCGGAGGCAGCGGCCGGGCUCGUGCCGCUUGUGGUGCAGGCUCUGGAUCUUCUGGAAAAGGCUGUCGUGGGGCCCGCCCCGGACUCGCUGCAGGCGUCGGCGCAGCAGGCGGAACUGGAGCUGCGGCGGCUGCGGGAGGAGAACGAAAACCUCCGCAGAGAGUUGCUCUCUGGGUCACAGGGUGAGUGCGGGCCCGUCCAGGGAGCAGGCUCAGGGGCUACCUCCUUCGGGCUGCCGCUAAGUAAUCCCCCUUCCUCAGAGGAGCGUGCUCUGCUGCGGCAGCUCAAAGAAGUGACGGACCGACAGCGGGACGAACUCCGGGCGCACAACCGCGAUCUGCUGCAGCGCAGCCAGGAGACCGAGGCGUUGCAGGAGCAGCUGCAGCGCCUCCUACUGGUGAAUACAGAGUUGCGGCACAAGCUGGCCGUGGUGCAAAUCCAGCUGCGUGGCGCACGAGACCGCGAGAGCGAGAGAGAGCUGCAGCAUGCAGGGGCCGUGGAGCUGGCUCAGGAGCGGGCGUGGGACCAGGCCGGGGGUCCUGGGUGUGAGCAGAGGCCAGAGGCCGAGCGGUCGACGGCUGGAGCAGGACCCCCGGGGGCCUCUGAGGGCCCGGCUGAUGCCUCACAGCAGCCAGGGCGCCCUUCCGAUGUAGGGCAGUGCGGCUUCAGUCGAGAGGAGCUUGAGCAGAUCCUUCGGGAGCGGAAUGAGCUCAAAGCUAACGUGUCCCUGCUGAAGGAGGAGUUGGCCUACUUCCAGCGGGAGCUGCUCACAGACCACAGGGUCCCUGGGCUUCUGCUGGAAGCCAUGAAGGUGGCUGUCAGGAAGCAGCGAAAGAAGAUCAAGGCCAAGAUGUUAGGGACCCCAGAGGAAGCAGAGAGCAGUGAUGAUGAGGAUGGCUCAUGGCUCCUGCUCUCCAGCGACAAGGGGGACUACCCCACACCCCCUGAGUCCAGAAUACAGAAUUUCUUUGGCCUGUGUUAUCGGGGUGAAGCAGAGGCCCCUGAAGCCAAAACCAGCAGCACAGCUUCCAGUGAGCUAGGGAGAGAAGAAGAGGCCCCACAGCAAUCCCACGUGAAGCCUAUGGGCAGCCCUGUAGCCCCCAGCUCCUGACCAGCCCUGCUCUGCUCUCAAUGAACAUCUUUGGGGGGCUCAGCUGCUCCAGAGGCCUGACCUUGAAGUCUGACUGUGGGUGGAUGUGUGGACAGGGCUCCCUCAAAUAAGGACGGGACACCCUCCUUCUCAGCUUGCCCCUGGCUCUUUCCCAAUCCUGGCCUGAGCCAGGGCAUGAUAGGAAGCUCAACCUACCUUCCUUCCCUGUAUCUCUGAGCCAGGCCUCCAGGGCCAGAUAAAAGUGCUUCCACUCUAGUCUCAGCUUCCCCAACCAUGAAAUGGAAAGCUGACUACCUACCUCCCAGGGCUUUGUGCGGAUGGCCUAAGCUAAUGUAAUAAAGAAACUGCCCAUGAUACCCA
Pteropus alecto (black flying fox) is the source of this 2298-nucleotide messenger RNA. RefSeq names its product Rab interacting lysosomal protein (gene RILP). The transcript has 7 exons. Gene Ontology annotation, biological process: cilium assembly. The record is from RefSeq and is a predicted model, not a curated record. Gene Ontology annotation, molecular function: protein dimerization activity. Bases 688 to 1938 code for a protein of 416 amino acids. Gene Ontology annotation, cellular component: cytoplasm; ciliary basal body. NCBI's taxonomy places the organism in Eukaryota, Metazoa, Chordata, Mammalia, Chiroptera, Pteropodidae.